Saprolegnia diclina VS20 is the source of this 2808-nucleotide messenger RNA. RefSeq lists its product as hypothetical. The transcript has a single exon. Gene Ontology annotation, cellular component: extracellular region. Gene Ontology annotation, biological process: proteolysis. Gene Ontology annotation, molecular function: flavin adenine dinucleotide binding; protein binding; oxidoreductase activity, acting on CH-OH group of donors. The record is from RefSeq and is a predicted model, not a curated record. NCBI's taxonomy places the organism in Eukaryota, Oomycota, Saprolegniomycetes, Saprolegniales, Saprolegniaceae. Bases 98 to 2749 code for a protein of 883 amino acids.
CUGCAAACCAAGCGUAUACUUUUUUGGCGGUCGGCGAUCAUUCCCACCCAGAUAAGCCACACUGCCGAGUCCUCACUUUUGAAUUUCCAACUUCAGCAUGGGCAACCAUAUCUCGUCCACGACGCUCAUCGUCGUAGCAUUCGUUGUGCACGUCGCCGUCGGCGAGGCGUACGACGUCAUCAUCAUUGGCAGCGGCCCCGGCGGCCUCGUUGCCGCCGAGUAUCUCAGCCGCAACGCGUCUACGUCCGUGCUCGUCCUCGAAGCCGGCGGCCCGUCCCUCGCGGCCACUGGUGGCACUGACAUCCCGGGUUAUGCCCAGUCGCAAGGUCUUACGCGCUUUGACGUUCCUGGCGAGUACUCGAACGUCGCGUUUCAAAGCGACAACAAGUACCGCAUGGGCACCGACUGGGUCGCGUCGCCCACUGGUCUCUACCUCGGCAAAGUCGUCGGCGGCAGCUCGUCGCUCAACGGUAUGCUCUACUUUCGCACACCCAACUCGUACGUGACGGAAGCAAGCUGGCCCAACGACGUGGCGACUGUCGACGCUGGCUUCUCGGCGAUCGAGACGAUGUUUACUUCGACCAACAACCCGUCGCCCGAUGGCAGCCGGUAUCUCCAAGAGGCGUACAACAUCAUGCGCAACGUCUUGGGCGGCGGCGGCUACACCGAGUCCAACAGCCUCAACACCGACCGCAACGCCAAGAGCAAGAGCUACGGCCACCCGCCGUUUGCGAUCAAGAACGGUCUCCGCGACUCGCCGGCCAAGACAUUUCUCGGUGCGGCCAAGACCCGACCCAACUUCAAGCUCAUUUCGUCGGCAACCGUCUCGUACAUCAUCCAGUCCAAGGGUGUUGCGACCGGUGUGGUCUACACCACCAACGGCCAGACCGUCACGGUCGACCUCUCGUCGCGGGGCGCGGUCGUCGUCGCGGGUUCGGCCGUCAUGACGCCCAAGAUCCUCAUGCAGUCGGGCGUCGGUCCGUCGAGCCAGCUCACCUUGCUCAAGGCCAACGGCAACUUUCCGGGUGUGAGCAGUGACGCGGCCAACUGGGUCGUCAACGAGAACGUCGGCAGCAGCUUAUUUGACACACACCAGCUGCUCAUGACCUUCUCUCGCAAGGACAUGAAGACGUUUGCCCACACGCAGAGUCCGACGGCGGCGAUCACGCAGUACAUGACGCAAGGCCACAGCGGACCAUGGUCGAGUCCGGACCCGGUUCAGAUCGCGUAUGACAACUACAACGUAAACGGCCGGGCGUACCAGUUCCAGGUCACGACUUUCUGCCAUGGCUUCAACUGGGGCAGCAACAACCCGACCGAGUUUGGUGUCGCGGUGUACGUCAACAACCCGAUCUCGCGCGACAGCGCGCGCUUCACGAGCGACGGGCGCUACCACCUCGACACGGCGCGCAGCAUGUACAGCGACCAACGCGACCGGGCGGCGCUGGCCAACUACGUCGAAAAGCUGCGAGGCAUGAUGAGCGCCCAAGGUGUCACGACGGUCAUUCCGGCCAAGGAUGUUGCGUCAACCGACUUUGUUAACAAGAAGGUCGAAGGAGCCAACCACUACGGCGGCAGCUGCUACACGUCGGGCGACAAGACAGACUCGAAGCGCUGCGCGGACGAGACGUUUCUCGUUGUGGGCGCCAAGAACAUUUACGUCGGUGAUGGCAGCUUGAUGAAGGAAGGCACGGUCAACCCGUACGGCUUUAUUAUGUACGCUGGGCACCAGACCGGCGUCAACGUUGCCAAGACGAUUGUUGGCUACAGUGAAGUGACACCGCCGACGUCGCCACCGACGCUGGCAACGUGCACCGACUUUGAGAACGACGUCGACUACUACGGCAACGAUAUCGGUGCCACGAGUCGCGCAUCGGCAGACGCUUGCUGUGCCGACUGCGCAGCCAAGCCCGGGUGCACCUUGUACGUCUGGAACAAGCACAACGGUGGCACGUGCUGGCUCAAGAACGCGCGUGGCGCGAAGUCGACACAACUCGGCGCCAAGUCUGGUAGCAUGGGAGCAACGACACCGGCACCGACGACGGCUCCCGUUGUCACACCGACGCCGACCCCCGUGGUCACGCCAACGCCGAUUCCUGGCGGCGACGUGUCGUGCUCGGCAGUCGAGAACGACGUCGACUACGCCGGCAACGACAUUGGAUCGACGGCGCGGUCGUCGGUGGACGCCUGCUGCGCCGACUGCGCGGCCAAGCCAGGUUGCUCCGUCUACGUCUGGACGAACUACAACGGCGGAAUGUGCUGGUUGAAGAGUGGUCGCGGCCCCAAGUCGACGCAGUCUGGCGCCAAGGCCGGUAGCAUCGACGCAUCUGCCUCGGGCUGCGGUAUUCCCGAACCCAACACGGACUUUGCAGGCCAAGACGUCGGGAACGUGCCAGGAACCAACCCCGGCGACUGCUGCGCCGCGUGCAAGAAGAACAAGGCGUGCAACGCCUACAGCCUCUGGAACAACAUUUGCUGGCUCAAGAGCGGCCACAACGGACGCAAGGCUGCCCCGGGUACGACGGCGGCGGUCGUCAACAAGUGCUCGGCGCUCGAGAUUGGCACAGACUACGUGGGCAGCGACAUUGGUAGUGCCGCCGCGUCGACGGCCGACGACUGCUGCGCAAAAUGCCGCAACAUGAAUGGGUGCGGUGCCUUCUCAUGGUACCAGGGUACGUGCUACUUCAAGAGCAGCAAGAGCGCCACCAAGGCGAAUGGCAACGUCAUCUCGGCCACGGUUCUCAUGUAAACCGGAUAUAAGCACUGUACAAUAAAAAUUUUGGAAUAUAUGAUUGGUAUGCACGACUA